UAAAAUAAACGGGAAACUGGAAACUGUCAUGUGUAGCUCAGAAGUUUUUGUUAGUAUCCUCGCCAUUGUAAGAUGAGUUUUGUAGAUUUGAUGUAGGCUUUUUUAAACUUUUUUUCUGAUUCAAAAGCGAUCUUUCGGGUUGGAGUCACCCAAAAUGACAAAGAAAAAAGUUCUCAUCAUUGUCAUCGUUCUUGGAGUCCUAAGCUUCGUCUUCUUCAUUGCUGGGAUAAUAUUUUUUGCCACUGGAAAUAAAAGACCAGAAGCCAAAUCGGUAAAAACCAGUUGUGACUAUUCCGAGGAAGCUAAAAGAGUUGGGCUUCCAAAGUUGUUGCAGAAAGCGAAGGACACUUAUUUUGAGAUGCAUCCAGAAAGAUACUUCACCAAGACAGAAGGAAUCUCUGUCAAAGAAUUGAAGCAGAAAUACAAAUCUUACGACCCUUCUCCUGAAAAGAUUAAACUUCGAACCGAUACCGCGAGAAGACUCUACCAGGAAAUAAAAAACACUAAAGUAAAUUUUGAUAGGAUGAAAGAGAGAGAAAUCAAAGCUUUCUUCCAAUUAACGUUCUUCGUGAAAUUUGUAUUUUCGACCCCAUACGCAGGGAAUUAUUAUAAUGGAGACUGGAUGAUGGGGCCAGACAGUUUUUGUUAUAACCCUAUCUGUGAUAUGCCGUACUAUAUUGAAAAUAACUUGCAGAAUUUUAAACCUUCAAAUGUAAAAGACUUUGAAGAAUUGGAAGAGAAGCUGAAAGAAGUGAAUGAAACUUUCUUUCGUUACAUCGAGAAUUUAAAAUUUGGGGUAAAGGCCGGGAUGGUUGGGACGCAAGAAAGUUGUUAUGCUGGAUUGCAGGCUUUAAUUCUGAAAUAUGGGAACGUUUAUCGCAAAGGAGAGGAAGGUAUUUUUGACGAACRCUAUGUAUAUCCUCUUCUUCAACACUCAUUUCUUUCGAAAAUGCAAGAAAGCAUAGCACAGCUGUUGUUAUGGCGACAUAAGUACGAUGAAGGCGUGAGUGAUUCACUAAGAAAGUUCGUUUUGUUGUAUCUGGGAAGACCCAUUAAUACUCUGCUAAGGUACUUGGAGAAUGAAUACAAAACACACUGCGUCCCCAGUACAGUGUCCAGCGGUUUAUCAAGUCUUCCUCUGCCAUAUGUCUAUGUUAAUGGAAUASCUGACAAAACAAGACCGACCAAGCAGAGACUCCCCACGGGGGAGAGGUUGAAUGGAUCCAAAGCCUACGAGAAUAUCAUGUCCUACUUUACGACUAAUGACUUGACACCAGAUCAAGUACACGACAUUGGAGUGAAGAUGGUCAAUGAACUUUAUYCACAGGUACUCAAAAUAGCGCGCGAGGUAACUGGRCAGACCAAUGACUCUCUCGCCAAGCAGUACUUCAUACAAAGGCUGAACGAUCCCGACAUGUAUUACAAUGAUCUACCUAUACCCAAGAACGAGUCAGAUAAGAACGCGCACAAURAUUGCGUGUCUGUAAAGACAGCAGAGAAGUACUGCCCGGUAAGGUGGAAAGCGAUGAGCAAGUGGUUCUCUGAAGCGAGACAGGUCAUGUCUAUGCUAGAGGCAAAAGUAUUCAACAUGUUCUACUUCACUGGUAAAUACAAGACCACUCCAAGUUGUCCAGUUGAGCUCCAACCAGACUUCAACCCAACAAGUGGCGCGCAGAGUUACUUGUACUCUGACGCGGCGUGCGAGGGAACUUCGACUUACUUCAUACCAUUCUUCCUGGACAAGCCUGGACCGAAGUACGAGGAUUGGAGCAUCAACGCCCACGAGGUCAUGCCUGGUCAUCAUUUACAGCUUCAAGGUCAAGUUGAAAACUUCAUGGACCCCUGUAACGAUUUGAUAAGUUGGAUCCAGUACGAAACUAGUGGCUCGUACAAUGCUAUUGACGAGGGCUGGGGACUAUAUGCUGAGAAUCCUUUGAUAGCUCAAGACACUGAUCUGUACAAUGAUGAACCGCUCUACAGAUAUGGAAUGCUAAAAUGGCAGAUAUGGCGAGCUCUGCGACUGGUUGUAGACACAGGUCUACACUACAGAAACAUGACGCAACAUCAAGCAAUCCAGAAAUUCGAAGAUUUUGCUUGGGCUACAGGAGAUGUGGUUUUGAAGGAGGUUGUACGGUACCAAAGCACGCCUGGCCAAGCUACAGCAUACAUGAUAGGAAGACAAGAACUACUCAGGCUUCGACAAAAGGCCCAAAAAGAACUAGGGGCACGGUUUAAGGUCAAGGAUUUUCACUUCAAGAUACUCUCACAAGGAAGCGCCCCGUUGGAUUCCUACGAGAAGGUGAUCGACAAAUAUAUCAACUGCGUGAAAAAACCCUCAGAGUCACAAGGCUGUAAAUUGACUGAAGUAAAAUCCACGAUAAUCAAGGAUGGGAUGGUUAGAACUGGUUCUAAAAAAGGGUCGAUUCACUUUAAGAGGAAAACGAUACCUUCUUUACGAUACGUGUAAGCCACCCAGGCCCAAGGUAUCUUCAGAGCUGCCACAGGGAGCCUUUGCUGCAAAGGAUUUCCACGAGAAUUGUGGGAAACAUCUUCUCUGUGAAUGUAAAAUUCAGGGCCGUAACCAGGGGGAGCACAGGGUGCUCUUUCACUCUCCCCCCCAUAAAAGCUUAAGGUCCGCUCAUCUAUCUCCUUUUGUUUUAAAAUUGCAUGUAAAUGUUUUUCGAUUGAAUGAAGACCACUUUUCAUCUGCAUAUUUUAGAGGGUUUUUUUUGUUCUACUUUUUUUUCAUUUUGGUUCUGUUUUUUUUUUUUUUGCUACCUUUUUUUUUUUGGUUCUGCAAAUCAUUGCCUGUGCACCUCCCCUGCAAGAUCCCUGGUUACGCCACUGAAAUUGACAUUCAUCUUCGGGGUAAGCCGUAAAAUGCUAGAUCGACCCCGUGACACAGCUAAAGCUUUCUGAAUAAGAAAACGUGAAAUUGAAUGAAACAAAUGCCUAAUUUCAAAACUAUGUUUUGUCCCAGGUUAAAUAUACAGCAUCAGAUUCACCAUUUCCAUUUUGUACAGAAAAUUUAUGCAUUGAGCAUUGUCUGGCUCUUUCCUUGCAAAAUGUAAAUUCUUCGUCAAAGCUUGAAUCUUCUAAGCUGAAUUCCUUUGAUAUUCUUGGUAUGCUAUGCUUGUCAUGGUGAAGAAAACCUGAAUUAGCUGGUUGGUCGUUGAAUUUUACCUUUUCGUCUUCAAGUUUAGGCUUGUUUUCAGAUACAUUUGAAAAGUUAAUAUCAUUUUUUUGCCCUAUUAAUACUUGCCAUUCGUACCAUAGUUUUAGUCCUGAAUACAAUCCAUCUUUUAGGUACUCUUCACAAUUUCUGUUCAUCCUAAUCUUGACUUGAGUACCAGGUUCGACAAGAACUGGCUUAUAAAGUGGGAGAAAGUAACACUCCCRGUGAAAUGAAUUUCUGUGUCCAGAUGUAUGCCGUGUAUCAAUUAUAAUGUCUUUGUAAAGAGCUGAUGUGAAAUAACCAAUAAAGCCAUGAAUAUAUGUG
This is a messenger RNA of Actinia tenebrosa (Australian red waratah sea anemone), 3499 nucleotides long. RefSeq lists its product as uncharacterized. The record is from RefSeq and is a predicted model, not a curated record. Lineage: Eukaryota; Metazoa; Cnidaria; Anthozoa; Actiniaria; Actiniidae.